This is a messenger RNA of Aphanomyces astaci, 1169 nucleotides long. RefSeq lists its product as hypothetical. Bases 22 to 1104 code for a protein of 360 amino acids. The transcript is spliced from 2 exons. Lineage: Eukaryota; Oomycota; Saprolegniomycetes; Saprolegniales; Verrucalvaceae. The record is from RefSeq and is a predicted model, not a curated record.
GUUGAAAUCACGAAAGGCGGCAUGGCGGAAGUCAAGUUGGAAGCAAGGCAGGAUGCUCCGAUCUUGAGACUACCGACGACAGCGCAUCCAAAACGCAAACGGGAAGAGAUGGAAGCCGCCGCCAAUGUAAAAGCGGCGCCGACGGUGGACCACAAAGCGAUGGUGGCGGCGACGACUCCGACCCUGUCCAAGAAGGAGAGAAAGCUGCUCCGAAACGCUGCGAUGGCUACCAAGUCAAAGAAAGCAAAGAAGAAAAAGAAGCAAAAGACAGCUGCUUCCGGCGACGGCGCGACCAAGAAGCUCUCAAAGAGUGCAAAAAAGGAGCAACGAAAGGCGGCUGCAGCCUCGGCGACGACACCACAACCACCAGGAGCCGUGGUUCCAUCUGCGACGUCUUCCAUUAUGACCAACCCUUUCCAGCACAACGAUAACAGUGCACAAAGGCCAGCAAAGAAGGCCAAGAGCAUGACCUUUGGAACGACACGAUUGAGUUGGGGUGGGGACGAAGUAGUCCGCAGCUUCAUUCGAUGCGACGUCGACGUGCAUCUCAAAAAAGGCGUCACGUACGAAUUGGACUCGAUGGACGGCGGGUAUGUGCAGGUCAGCGAGCUCCGUGCCAGCACGAGUAUGUGGCGCCAAGUGCUGCAGGUCGGGGAUUACGUGGACGGUCGCAUGGCGUUGAAUAAAAAGUGGUUUGAGUGCAAAGUGGUCGAGUGCGAUGCCGACAGCGUGACAUUGCACUUUAUGGGCUGGGCUAAAACGUUCAACUCGAGUUUCGCGCGAACGUCGCCGUAUAUCCAAAAGUUGCACACGAACGUGCCGUCGUGGCGGUCCACGCUCAAGCUUUCCCAGGAAGUCGAAGUCGCGUCGAGCCUAACGAUCACCCCAACCACCGAGUGGAAGCUGCUGCCCAUCACCGGCAUCCGCGCGGCUGUCCCAUCCACCAAGGAACCCGCACCGCUUCCUGGAGCCAUUCGAUUCAACCCGACCUCCCUCCAUGACGACAUCGGCACGGCCAUGGAGGUGCAGUUCGGCCGCAGCAAGAAAUGGGUGUCGGCCAUCACCGAUAAAAUUUGUCUGCGGGGCACCCACUUUUGCAGUUAGCUGGCGCUGAGUGCACGAAAUACAAUGCAGUAUGUAUAUUAAUACAAUUCAAAACUAGAUUAUUG